This is a messenger RNA of Theobroma umbraticum, 1066 nucleotides long. RefSeq names its product succinate dehydrogenase 5 (gene SDH5). The record is from RefSeq and is a predicted model, not a curated record. Lineage: Eukaryota; Viridiplantae; Streptophyta; Magnoliopsida; Malvales; Malvaceae. Gene Ontology annotation, cellular component: respiratory chain complex II (succinate dehydrogenase). Gene Ontology annotation, biological process: tricarboxylic acid cycle.
UUCAUUAAUACUUUGUGCUUCAAAGUUGGUUUAUGAUUUGCGGAAACUUCCAUUAGUGUGGUGACUCUGCAUUUUCUUUACAGUUUUGCUUUCUGCCAAUUUGGUUAAAAAACUAAAAGCCUCAGAAAAAUGGAGAAGAUGAUGGUGUUUAGAUCCAUUUAUAGAGCAGCAUGUUUCAGAUCUUCCCGUUUUGCCGCCGUCGCUGCUGCCGCCCAUAACCCCCACUUGGGUUCCCGGAGUUUCUUCUCUGUCUCACCACCUUCCGCCUCUAAUCCGCCUAGAAACCUCCCGUCCGGUGGCAGGUCUUCCCUUGCUGUGAGAUUGGGAAGCAGACGCUACUUUAGUGAAGAUGUAACUCACAUGCCUGCCAUAAAAGACCCUGAAAUUCAGAAUGUCUUCAAGGAUUUAAUGGCUGGAAGUUGGGAUGAAGUUCCGUAUUCAGUUGUACAGGAUGCAAAGAAAGCCUUGUCCAAAAAUACUGAUGACAAAGCUGGCCAGGAGGCUUUGAAAAAUGUUUUCCGAGCUGCUGAAGCAGUUGAAGAGUUUGGUGGCAUUCUGAUGAGCAUGAAAAUGGAACUUGAUGACAGCAUUGGAUUGAGUGGAGAGAAUGUAAAGCCUUUGUCAGAUGAGUUUGUAGACGCACUUCGCACAGUUUAUCAACGAUAUACAACUUACUUGGAUGCAUUUGGUCCUGAUGAAACCUAUUUGCGAAAGAAGGUAGAGACAGAGUUGGGAUCAAAGAUGAUCUACCUCAAGAUGAGAUGUAGUGGUCUUGGUUCUGAGUGGGGAAAGGUUACUGUUCUUGGAACCUCUGGACUUUCUGGAUCUUAUGUGGAGCAAAGAGCUUAGCAUUAUAGUUUGAGAGAGUUCAAUAUCACUCUGGACUUAUUCUGUUUUAGAUCAUGUUUAUGAAUAGUUGGAGACAGGUCGGUGUUGUUCUGCCAGAAAACCUUCGAGGUUCAAGUUGCUUGGCAGCUAAAUAAAAGGCAUAUCUUUGUGAACAACAGUAAAUUUAAGUGUAACAUCAUGUGUCUUAAGCUUUUUUUAAUCGGAAAAUUUUCCUGCA